UUGUCCCCGGUGGCGGAUGUGACUCUAUCCUGUGCUUGUAAUUCUUCUAUGUAAACACCGUAUUAAGUUUUUUUAAUAUCUAUCGAGGGAGUGAUAAGACUGAAGCAUUGUCAGUGAUGGAAAGCUUAGAAAAUCUUCCAACAGAACUGCAGCGAAACUUCCACUUAAUGAGAGACCUGGACCAACGCUCACAGGAUGUCAUGCGUAACAUUGACCAGAUUUCCGACGAUUACCUGAGUACGGUGAAAGGGCUGAGUCCGGAGAAGAGAUCGGAGCAGAUGAGCAAAAUACAGAAGAUGUUCAACCGGGCCAAAGAGUACAGCGAUGAUAAGGUGCAGCUGGCCAUACAGACCUACGAGUUGGUG
This is a messenger RNA of Homarus americanus (American lobster), 365 nucleotides long. RefSeq names its product inhibitor of growth protein 4-like. Gene Ontology annotation, cellular component: nucleus. The record is from RefSeq and is a predicted model, not a curated record. Gene Ontology annotation, biological process: regulation of DNA-templated transcription. Lineage: Eukaryota; Metazoa; Arthropoda; Malacostraca; Decapoda; Nephropidae.